GUUCCAUGCAAAAAAUGUAAAUAGUAAAAAAAUUUUGAAAUUAAUUGCCGAAUUAUCGUCAAAAUGGGAACGUGGACAUUAGAGGUGGCAAGAAUGGCACUUUACAUAUCCUUUCCUGUUGCAAUGUUCUUCUAUUUCAACCAACCGCAAUAUUUUGAAGAAUGGGUUGUGAAGACGAAGCGCGAGCUUUACCCCCCAGAAGACAAGGAAAAGAGGGCGAAGUUCGAGAAUGCCAUCAAGGCGAUUAAGCAGAAACAAGAAUUGAUACUCCUGGCGCAACUGGAAAAUAAAGGAGACUCUUAAAUUUGUUUUUAUCGAUAGUUUGAACGUUUUGUUUUUAGUAAACUUGAAUAGAGACAAUGUUGAUUUUUA
Molecule: messenger RNA, 372 nt
Organism: Acanthoscelides obtectus
Lineage: Eukaryota; Metazoa; Arthropoda; Insecta; Coleoptera; Chrysomelidae
Source: the annotation of a GenBank genome assembly